GUGUCCCCUCUCCGGCAGAUCCUUUCCGUCUGAAUCAUCUUCCGCAACCAUGACGACAUCCAUGGGUCCUCCUCCGCCGCUGCGAAACCCUAAAAAUGCUCCGGAGCCUGAUCCCUUUUCCCAGAAAGAAGAUUCUUCAUCGGCCUCUAUGGAUCCUCCGCCUCCUAAAAUCCCUAACCCUUCUAAUUCCGAGGCAACGAUGGAACAACCGGGAAAUCAGGAAGCAGCCACCGAUGAUUCUAUCGCUAUAGACGAGAAAAAGUCGGUUAUUGUUCAGGCUGUGAAGCAGUUCUCUGUUCCGUACUCUAUCCCGGAGUGGAGUGGCCCCCCACGCCAUCAAUUUCAGCUUGAAGUCCUCAAGGAAGGUUCCAUUGUCGGAAAAUUUGACGUGAAUGAGAAAGGAGCUUACAUGUUUGGACGUGCAGAUAUCUGUGAUUUUGUUCUUGAGCACCCCACCAUUUCCCGGUUUCAUGCGGUUAUUCAGUACAAGAGAGGUGGAGAUGCCUACUUAUUUGAUCUUGGUAGCGUUCAUGGAACUUUUGUUAACAAGAAUCAGGUGGACAAAAGGGUUUAUGUGGACUUGCACGUCGGUGAUGUUAUUCGCUUUGGCGGUUCAACUCGGCUGUACAUUUUCCAAGGACCAUUUGAGUUAAUGCCACCGGAAAAAGACUUGAAGCUGAUCAGAGAAGCGAAGUUCAAACAGCAGAUGUAUGAUCGAGAUGCUUCACUUCGUCGUGCAAGAGAACAUGCAUCCAUGGCUGAUGGUAUCUCAUGGGGCAUGGGAGAGGAUGCCAUUGAAGAAGAAGAGGAGGAUGUUGAUGAAAUUACUUGGCAAACAUACAAAGGACAGCUUACACAGAAGCAGGAAAAGACAAAGGAGAAAGUUGUGAAGCGAAUGGAGAAGAUUUCCCACAUGAAGAAGGAGAUAGCUGCUAUUCGGGCUAAAGAUAUCGCUCAGGGUGGAUUGACGCAAGGACAACAAACACAGAUCGCCAGGAAUGAGCAGAGAAUAGCUCAGCUUCUGGAAGAACUUGAAAACUUGGAGGAGACCUUGAAUGACAGCAUCCGGGAAAGUCUAGGUGCGAAAAGCGGGAAGAAAACCCAUGGUAAGAAGAAAGGGACUCUAGAAGAUGAUGAAAACUUGUCAAGUGAUGAAGAUGAAUUCUAUGAUCGGACAAAGAAGAAACCAUCAGCACAGAAAGGCAGCGAAGGCCAGACUGUUGAAACUGUAGAUUCUCUUCUUGAUAAGAGAGAUAAUGUUAUGAAAGCAAUAGAAGAGAAGAAGGAACUUAUUGUGGUGGAGAAAAAUCGGAUGGAGAAGGAGAAGACAGUUUCAGAGGCUGAACCCGGAGACUCGCUUGAUGCCUACAUGACUGGGCUUUCCUCACAGCUUGUUCAAGAUACAACUGUUCGGCUUCAGCAAGAGCUAUCUACUCUUCAAUCAGAAUUGGAUAGGAUCUUGUUCCUUUUAAAGAUUGCUGACCCAACCGGAGAAGCAGUUAAGAAAAGGGACUUGAAGCCACAAGAACCAAAACCAAACAAAUCUGAGAAGCCUAUGAGAACUUCUCCUACAGAACAGAAGAACAGCGUUCCUACAAAACCAGUUGAUGUCUCUGAGGAUAAAGAAGAAGAGGUUGCUAAUGUUUUAGUAGACUCUAAGAGUAAGCUUGACGUGGAGAAAAAGAUAGAAGGUGAAACAGCCGAAGGUAAAACUGCUAUGUAUAUCCCGAGGAAACACCAAUGGCUCGGUGCAGUCCUUGACAGAGAAGCAAAGGAAGAGAUCAAACAUGAAAUCGAAACUGUUAGCACAGAUGGUGGAGGUGAUGAGUUUGUUGACUAUAAAGAUCGAAACAAGAUAUUACCUGAUGCUGAGGACAGGACUACGAUGGGUUCGGGGGUUGAAAAUACUGCAACGGGAUUGAUAAUUAGGAAACGAAAGCAAGAAAACAAGGAUGAAGAAGAUGUGAAAUCAGAGGAGAAGCAAGCGGAGCUCAUGGCACAGGAUGCUAUUGCACUCUUACUGAAACAUUCUGGAGGAUAUCAAGUGGAAGAAGAUGAAACAGCGAACAGAAGUGAAGAAAAACAAGGAGGUCGCCGUGGUAAAAAGAAGAAGAAGGAGAAGAAGGAGAAUAAAGUACUCGGACCCGAGAAACCUACGUUCCUCGAUGACAACACCAGUUAUGAUUCAUGGGUUCCGCCCGAAGGACAAUCCGGUGAUGGGCGUACCUCUCUGAAUGAUCGGUUCGGAUACUGAUCACCUAUGUUAAGAAGCUUUGGCAAUGGCAACCACAGUUACAGAAGAUCUACAGUUUAAAAAUCACUUGUGGUUCUGAGUGGAAGGCAUCAAAUCUGCAGGAAAGUUGGAAAAAAAAAACGUUGUGGUUGCAGCCUAGCUCUGUGCCCGUGAUAUCUAAGAAUGUGUCAAAUGCUUCAUCUCUCAUCUGUUACUCGGAAUAUUCCUCGUCAUACGGCUCUGAAACUGAUUCUGGGACUGGCCGUAUGAGCAGUUCCAUCCCAUACUAACUUUUUCACCUUAUGUUUUUCAUAGUAGCGUUCGAGAAGAACAUGGAGGAAGGUUUAGUUUGGGAUCCUUGGAAAAGUGUAUGACUUUACGAAAAAAAUAUGUAAAAAGAGAACACCCAAAAAAAGGAGAUUGAUCCAAAUUACAUAAACGUGUUCUUGAUUAGUGUG
Tarenaya hassleriana is the source of this 2691-nucleotide messenger RNA. RefSeq names its product kanadaptin. The transcript is spliced from 11 exons. The record is from RefSeq and is a predicted model, not a curated record. Bases 50 to 2254 code for a protein of 734 amino acids. Gene Ontology annotation, molecular function: protein binding; mRNA binding. NCBI's taxonomy places the organism in Eukaryota, Viridiplantae, Streptophyta, Magnoliopsida, Brassicales, Cleomaceae.